Messenger RNA from Orbicella faveolata, 8537 nucleotides. RefSeq lists its product as uncharacterized. The record is from RefSeq and is a predicted model, not a curated record. Gene Ontology annotation, cellular component: nucleoplasm; P-body. Lineage: Eukaryota; Metazoa; Cnidaria; Anthozoa; Scleractinia; Merulinidae. Gene Ontology annotation, biological process: positive regulation of nuclear-transcribed mRNA poly(A) tail shortening; miRNA-mediated gene silencing by inhibition of translation. Gene Ontology annotation, molecular function: protein binding; RNA binding.
GCGUGACGUCAUCGGAAGGGAUCGCCAUGUUGGAUAAAGCGUUUGAACUGAUCGAGUUUAGAAAUCUUUGAAAUUUGGUUUGGGGUUUUAUGGAUACCUGAAGAACAACGAACAGAAUGCCAAAAGAAGAGGAGAAGGAGUACCUUAAGAUACUAGGAGUAGAUAAAUACUCAAAUGAUAAAGAUGAGUUCGAAAUCAAACGGGCAUAUAAGAGACUUGCGCUUCAAUUUCAUCCCGACAAGAACCAGAAUGACUUCUCGGCAAGAAAGCAGUUCGAUGAAGUUAGCAAAGCCUUCGAAUUUCUCACUCUAGAUUACAGAAACGAUUCACAUCGGCAAGAUUAUGAUCAGGUUUUCUUUGACUUUUUACGGGACAUAUUCGACUGGAAACAAGAUGCUGAAGGUGGCAGUACAAACAACUUUCUCAUGUACUUUUGUGGAUCAAAACAGCACCCUUGUUCCUCAGAUAUGGAUUUUGACUCAAGAUAUCAAGAUACUGAGGAAGAAGAAGACAUUGAUGGAGAAAGUGAAUUAGACAGUAUUAUGGAGAUAAUCAAGAAUCGCAAAAAGAAAGGCAAACCUGUCCCUGAAGAGUUCAAAGAGGAAAAUCUGCUGGAUAUGAAGACCAAGUUAAAUCAACAUAAAGAAGAUAUGAAGAGGGAUGCAUCAAAAAAGCAAUCAGGCAAGAAAGGAAAGACACCUGUUCCUGUUGCGAAGCCAAAGCCUAAGAGCAAGAAACAACUGCAAGCUGAGCAAAGACGAAGAGAAAAAGAAAUGGAGAAGAUUGCAAUGGAAUUGGAAGAGAAACGGAAAGAAGAAGAGGAGAAAGAGAAGCAAAGGAAACAGCUGGAGGUUGAAAAACAGAAACGAUUAGAAGAAGAGAGAAUAAAAGCACAGAAUGAAGAGAGGAAAAGGCGUGAAAGGGAACAAAAAGAACGUGAAAAACAACAGAAGCUUGAACAAGAGAAAGAAGAGAAAAGACGCCGGCAGCAGGAGGAGGAGAAAAAGCGGAGAGAAGAGGAAGAAAAACGGAGGAAAGCUGAAAAGGAAAAGGCUGACAAAGAGAAAGCAGCAAAGAAGGCUGCUCAACAGGCAGCAAAAGAAAAAGAAGAGAAAGAAAAAGCUGCAAAUAAAAAUCAGAACAUGAAGAGGCAACAGCAACAGCAGCGUACAGAUCAGCAACAAUACCCUAGAGAAAUACCACCAAGAUUUCAAAGGAAAAUGAAACAACAACAACAACAACAACAACAGCAACAGGCACAGUUUCAAGCACCUUCACAGCAACUACCACAGCAACAGUCACUUCCACAGCAGCCAAAGAUUCAACCAAAGCCUGCUCCUCCAGUUGGCAAGAAGAAGGAUCCAAAUCGUUUUGGGCCAAAGGAGUUUGCUGAUGCCAUAGAGCCUGUAGAUGAUUCAGGAUGGUCACAGUCAACUCCUGGCAAGGGCUCGGGCUGGGGUAAUUCACUGGAAACUUGGGAGGAUUCUGACAAAUGGGGCAGUGAGGACAGACAAUGGGGUGAUAAGGAAGGGACAUGGGAAAAACUUGUCGUUGAUGGGGGUGAUAAAGACACUUGGCCUGCUGUUGGAUCAAAGGGAGCAGUAGGCGAUAAGUUAAAGACUUCCUCAAGUGACGCUGGCUCUGAAAAGGGUCAGUAUUCUGCCAAUUCCUCACCAAAAACUUCUGUUUCUUCAAUGUCUGCUACACUUAAGUCAGAUAGCUCAGCUCAAGGAAAUGUUACUUCCAAUGUGGACAAAAAGUCAUUGCCUUCUAGUAACUGGCAAGGGGCUUAUCCAGCCCCGACUGAGAACUGGGAUGUUAUUGAUGAGUCUAUUGAUCAAGCUAUUGAUGCUGCUGAUGCAGCAACAGCUAAAGACAAUGCUGGACUAGCAGCAGGGUGGGGUGGAGUGGCUAAAGGGGGGUUGGGAGGGCUUAUAGGAAACAGUUCAAACUGGGAGCUAAAGGACUCUUCUUCAUCAGUACAUAGUCAGGAAUCUGGAAAGUGCGAGCUUGCGAACAAUUCAACUGCGUCUGAAGCUCCAAGCUGGAGCAAAACACCUGGAAAGGGAUUUAAGACCAAAUUACCAACAACAUCAACUGUUGGGACUAGUAACGUCACAACAUCAUGGGGAGGAACGCCUGCGGAGACCAAUACUAAAUGGACUGAACCCAACUCCAGUUCUGAUGGAGUGACAAACUCGAAGUCAAGUAAACCACCACUUUUGGAUUCUACUUCUGUUGCUAAAUCUGCUGCGGAAAAUAAAUCAGAACCGAGUAUAACACCAAACUCUAGCAGUAAACUGUCUGCGUCCGGCUGGGGUGAAGCGCCGCCAUCUAAUCCCUCCAACUGGAGCAAUUCUGCAGAUAUAACAGGUGCUGCGUGCUGGGACAGUGUUAUGUCAAAAUCAGAUUCCUCUGAACUUAAAGCUGCAAGUAACAGCAAAGUUUCUCAGUGGUUAGAAAGUACAGGAAUGUCAUUAGCAGAUUUUGAGUGGGGACAAGAACACAUGGAACAUGAAGAAGGAUCUGAGGGAUCACUUGAUGGGUGGACUACAGCAUCCAAAAGGAACAGGGCUCCUAAACCUGCUAAUGAUUCAAAUGCUUGGAUGAACAGAUCUCUUAAACAACUGCUAGACAUGGGCUUUAAGCAAGACGACGCGGAGAAAGCUCUCAAGGCAAAUCAUAUGAACAUCGAAAGUGCAAUAGGGGACCUCCUUGCUAUGAACAUCAGUGAAAGCAUGGAACAGACUGUACCUGUUCCAGGGGGAAAACUACAGGAACCUGACCCAGCAGAGGCAGCGAGGAUCCAACAACAACAGCAACAAAGUCAGAGUAAACUGAACAGGAAACAGCGAAGGAAACUUCAACAACAGCAGCAACAACAACAAGCUGAACAAAACACUCUUGCGUCAAAAACGGAUCCGAAACAAGGACAAACUGAACUCGUAGUCUCUAAGUCAAUGACUCAAACCAGCGAUACUCCUUCUAAACCAGAUAGUGAGCAACAGAAUAACACUUCAGAAACUCAAUAUGCAUCUAAGACGGAUGAAACACAACAGGACUCUAACUCAAAACCAAGUGCACCAGCAGCAAAAAGUGAUAAACCACCUUUGUCGGUAGCUGGGCCCUCGAAGCCCUCUAAUGGACAAGCUCAGUUGUCAGGAAAUGGUAAAAGAGCAGGCCCACCAUUAAUACCUCCUGCGCCAGGCCCUGGGGUACAGGCACCCUUGAGACCUCCUCUGGCACAUCCUUUACUUCACCCUCAGCUUGUUCAGCAGUUUCAUCUUCAGCAGCUACGGAUGGCUCAAGGAGGACUCCUUCAACCUCCCUUCACUCCUCAACAGUUCGCCAUGUUACAGCAGAUCGCUCAGCUUCAGCUCGUUCAGCAGCGUCUGGCUGCACAAUCUGUUGCCCAGCAACACAUGGGACAGAAACAACAAGUAGUUCCUCAACAGCAGCUGUAUCAACAGCAACAGCAGAUUGCGCUCAUGAUCGCUCAGAUGCAGCAACAAGUUCUACAGCAGCAGCCGGGCCUGGCAGGGAGACAUCCUGCUCUGCCGUUUACUGCAGUGCAGCAACAACAGCAGCAAUCACUCAUCCAGCAACAACAACAACAGCAGCAGUCGUCUCCUACUGCACAACAAAAAGGUAAUAAACCUGCAACGAAUGAGAAGCCAACGAGUGAGCCUGCACAGAAUAAGAUAACAGACACUGUUCAAUCUCAGCCAAAUGAACCUUCUAACGUUCCACCAGCAACAACGGAAGAACAAACCAAACAACCUUCUCCCGUCCCGCAAUCUCGAUUAACACAAUGGAAACAGCCGUUAUUACAGGAUCCUUCAGCUGUCACUCAACCUUCAGUCACCAGUAGCAUACCCACCCCAGUGGACUCUAAUCCUCCAACAGUUUCAACGUCUUCACAGUCCACUUCUUCUGUGCUUUCUAGUGUUGUGUCAGCUCCUUCCAUUUCAACUAAUGAAGUCUCUGACCCGUCAGCUCCCAACAGCAACAAUGUGUCUCCACGUACGAGGAUUCCGGAUCCAGUCUCUAGCAGGUGGGUAACAAAAGAUGCGACAAGUGACGAUUCACUUUUUUGCAGAAAAAUGGUUGACGAACGAACUCGUCAAAUUUCCGAGAAGUCCGCAGAAAAAGCCCGACAAGAAAGCGACAGAAUGGAUAGCAAAAAGCAAUCAAGUGAAAAGAUUUGCCAAAAGGAACGAGAGAGACAAGAAAAGGCCGAGACGUGGAAACACUCGCGGAUCGAAGCCAUGAGAGAACGAAGAACACAACACGAGGAAAUGGAGAACAGUUAUGAAAGAGCCGCACAAGAACAGGAGUCGCAAAGACUGAGUGGACUGAAGGAUCGCGAGCAAAGGAGAGUGGAAGCUCACCACGAUCGCUUGGUAACCGAGAGAAGAAUGGGACUAGAUAGGGAAGAUCAGUUGAAACAACGAGAAAUGGAACGUCAGGCUCCUAAACCUGCUAAUGAUUCAAAUGCUUGGAUGAACAGAUCUCUUAAACAACUGCUAGACAUGGGCUUUAAGCAAGACGACGCGGAGAAAGCUCUCAAGGCAAAUCAUAUGAACAUCGAAAGUGCAAUAGGGGACCUCCUUGCUAUGAACAUCAGUGAAAGCAUGGAACAGACUGUACCUGUUCCAGGGGGAAAACUACAGGAACCUGACCCAGCAGAGGCAGCGAGGAUCCAACAACAACAGCAACAAAGUCAGAGUAAACUGAACAGGAAACAGCGAAGGAAACUUCAACAACAGCAGCAACAACAACAAGCUGAACAAAACACUCUUGCGUCAAAAACGGAUCCGAAACAAGGACAAACUGAACUCGUAGUCUCUAAGUCAAUGACUCAAACCAGCGAUACUCCUUCUAAACCAGAUAGUGAGCAACAGAAUAACACUUCAGAAACUCAAUAUGCAUCUAAGACGGAUGAAACACAACAGGACUCUAACUCAAAACCAAGUGCACCAGCAGCAAAAAGUGAUAAACCACCUUUGUCGGUAGCUGGGCCCUCGAAGCCCUCUAAUGGACAAGCUCAGUUGUCAGGAAAUGGUAAAAGAGCAGGCCCACCAUUAAUACCUCCUGCGCCAGGCCCUGGGGUACAGGCACCCUUGAGACCUCCUCUGGCACAUCCUUUACUUCACCCUCAGCUUGUUCAGCAGUUUCAUCUUCAGCAGCUACGGAUGGCUCAAGGAGGACUCCUUCAACCUCCCUUCACUCCUCAACAGUUCGCCAUGUUACAGCAGAUCGCUCAGCUUCAGCUCGUUCAGCAGCGUCUGGCUGCACAAUCUGUUGCCCAGCAACACAUGGGACAGAAACAACAAGUAGUUCCUCAACAGCAGCUGUAUCAACAGCAACAGCAGAUUGCGCUCAUGAUCGCUCAGAUGCAGCAACAAGUUCUACAGCAGCAGCCGGGCCUGGCAGGGAGACAUCCUGCUCUGCCGUUUACUGCAGUGCAGCAACAACAGCAGCAAUCACUCAUCCAGCAACAACAACAACAGCAGCAGUCGUCUCCUACUGCACAACAAAAAGGUAAUAAACCUGCAACGAAUGAGAAGCCAACGAGUGAGCCUGCACAGAAUAAGACAACAGACACUGUUAAAUCUCAGCCAAAUGAACCUUCUAACGUUCCACCAGCAACAACGGAAGAACAAACCAAACAACCUUCUCCCGUCCCGCAAUCUCGAUUAACACAAUGGAAACAGCCGUUAUUACAGGAUCCUUCAGCUGUCACUCAACCUUCAGUCACCAGUAGCAUACCCACCCCAGUGGACUCUAAUCCUCCAACAGUUUCAACGUCUUCACAGUCCACUUCUUCUGUACUUUCUAGUGUUGUGUCAGCUCCUUCCAUUUCAACUAAUGAAGUCUCUGACCCAUCUGCUCCCAACAGCAACAAUGUGUCUCCACGUACGAGGAUUCCGGAUCCAGUCUCUAGCAGGUGGGGUGUGGAUGCGGGUCCCAAGCUAUCUGCUGACCCACCUGAAUUUAAACCAGGUGUCCCGUGGCGUCCCGCUCCAAGAAACGAGAAACGGGACGACGGACGAGACGUCGUUUCUCCUAGUACUGUGGAAGUUUCAAGUCGCACGUCCUCCAGUAGUAGCGAUUCUCAAACAGAUAGUUGGUCGAAUCCAGGCAACCAACCUGUUAGUGCGCCAAGCAGUGCACCUCCUGUGAACACUGGAAAGGUAGCGGAUGAUGCUGUCAGCACCACUGCUAAUUCCGGCUUCUCUGGACUGUCAAUCAAUAACAGUACAUUCGAAUCGAGUGCGAUUGAUUUCGGACGGAGCUCAACUCCUUGGCAAUCAACCGAAAGUAAAACCCCACCCCAACUUCCACAAGGAACAAACAAACUGGCUUCCAAUGCUGCGUCACUGUUAAGACCUCCCCCGGGUCUGGGAACUGAAAAGUCCCUGCCCGAGUCCCCCCUGUUUGACGAUGAACCUCCAGCUUGGUUGAAGAGCUUAAUAGACGGCUCCAGCCUUGCUGGCGACAAAACCCAGCCUGAAUUUCAGUUCAGUCGUUUUGGUUUUGCUAACAAUCCUGCGCCGUGGAGUCCGCGAGAUGCAAGCCCACAGCCCUUUAGUCCCUUGACACCUAAUCCUCAGCCUUGGGCUGCUGUGGGGGGUCCUGCCCCUACAUUAUCAUCCUCAGCGUCAGCAGUGUCCAUGGCAACAAGUGAGAUUGUUCGGAGUGGAAGUGUCAGUGCUGCUGAGCCAUCUAACCUGCAGAAUUCGGGAAUCAUCUGGUCUACAAAUCAACCCAUCCCUAGUGCUGAAGAAAAGUUACCUGGGACUCUCCCUGGGGCAUCUGUUCCUGCUGUAUCCGCAGCCAGCGGUGUUGCACCUUCCAGGAACAUGGUCAAUUCGAUGUCAACGUGGUUGGUUCUCCGCAAUCUGUCACCAAGGAUGGAUCCCAAAGCUCUCCGUCCCCUGUGUGAGAGGCAUGGACCACUACUCACAUUCCAACUGAAUCUCCGUCAUGGCAACAGCUUGAUACGUUACGGCAGCAUGGAGGAAGCUGCCAAGGCGAGGGCGGCACUCAAUGGCUUGAUGAUGAGUGGCACGCAGGUGGUGGCAGACUUCGCUACAGACAGUGACAUCGGCAGUUUCUUUGAGCAAACCAUGGACUGGAGCGCCAACCCAUUUCCUAGCAACACUUACGGAAAUCAAUGGUCUUUCCAGAAUGUCCUUGGAUCCGCAGCAACCAGUGACAGUAUUCAAUCUGCACCUAAAGUACCAGCUGCAAAGAACCAACCACCAGUAACAACCACUGAGCAGCCUGUCCCUAAAAUCAAUAACCCAACACCUGGAAUGCAGUGGGGUGCUGCUGUAGGGGCGUUGCCCCCAAAGGGCCUCGCUCCCGGCGAACAGUCCAAAAUGAACCCGACGACUCCUCAGUGGGGAACCGGCUCGCAAAGCAGCGAGCAGCCUGGUACCAAGCCUAAUACUGGAACCCCCGGCAUGCCUUGGGGUAGUGCUCCGGGAGCCACGCCGGUCCCGUCAUACUUGUGGGGCUCAGGCCCCUCGCAGCAGCCAGCCCUUGGAGGAAAUUUUUCCCAGGUUCCCAGCAUGUGGUCCUUUCCAGCUGGGGUCCCGCGUGACGUGGAGCCUCAGUCAGGAUCUGGGGAUGGGCUGGUUAGUCCUUCCAUGACCACGUUCCUUCCGCCGGGGCUUCUGAAUGGAGGAGGGGACCCGGUUUGACUGGAACCGUGAUAUUGAACUCGGAAUCAUUUAGCAGCGUUAUCGCAUUGUAGUUUUAUCGCUUACUUGUGUAUUUGUUUCGUGUGUUGUGAUGUGCGUGAGUUGGCCCUGAAAAUGGGUCUUAUGUGUUUCUACAUCAAUGUUUCAAUAUUGAUUAAAUCUCCCCAUGCUAUACAAAUAAGUGUCCUUUUUGUUCCUCAAAAAGUGAUCUUCAGGCCUGGUUCAUUCCUUGACGGGUUUUAAGGGAAAAAGCCCUGGUAACGAACUUGAUGGGCCUACAGUCCUAUAAACGUCUGGGAGAUUUGCUUUGGAGUCCGGAAGACUUUCCUCUUCUAGCAGUCUUUCUUCAUCCCUUGAAUCCCCUUUCAAGCAAUCAAACGAUACCUUACGUUCCUAUUUUUGCCAGAUUUUGCCUGUGAUGUCGAUGUUUUUAUUUCUUAUCAGGCCAGAAGCAAAUCCUCCUUCCGAGAUUAAAAGGUCAAAAAUUUAUUCGUGUAUCCGAUGAAGCUUAUAUAAACUAGCGUGUUCCACAAGAUCGUUUCGUUGUAUCGGCCAUACCGUAAAUCCUCGAAUUAGCUCCCGGGGCGCUUAUUUCAAAUUUAGGAGAAUAUGGGAGCCGCUUAUUCGAGAGGGGCGCUUAUUUAAUUUUUCCCAAAUUGUGCCCUGACAUGAUCUUUUUUUUUUAAUACAUCAUCUGCACGUAAACAACAUAAGCUGUUUAUCGACGUAAAAAGCUGAUCCUAAAGUUUAAAUCGGGGCACCAUUAGCAAUUCACGUGGUCACAAACUGAAACAGUGUAUAAAUCUAAUACUACACGACGAAAAC